AUGGGGGAACAGUCGAGAGAAGGGGUGGCAGCUACCAGAGCGGACCAGAACUGGUCCCAGCGACAGCUGAAAGGCGGAGCGGAAGCGCUACAGCGCGAGAGGGUGGGCGGUCCAUACAGGUACGGGCAACAUCUUAUCCAGGUAACUAGCCAACCAGGAAUGUUGCAUGAUGCCGUUCAACAUAUCCCGCAAUUCACCGGACCAGCAACUGCCCGGUCAUCAUCCGAACCGCCGCCGUCAACUCGCACAUCCAUUGAAAUAACACCACGAGCGACUGCACCGGCGCGAUCCAGGGAGCCAGUGUGGCCUGAACGGCCGCUGCCAGUCACUAGACAGUUUUUGCCACCUGAAAUGCCGUGGUAUCCAAGAGCUGUUCAGCAACAAAGUCAUGUAAUUAGUCGGCCACAGUAUGAAACGCCAUCUCCAGAACCAUGGAUACCUCGUGCUCAGCCGCCGAAAGCAUCACGCGAGCAACUCGGUGCAGAUCAAACACCGAGCGAUAUUCCGCCUAUGCAAAUGGCUCCAACAGUUGUUUCUCCUCAGGCCAAUUAUCCCGUGCAGUGGCUGCAGAGAGACGGCGAAUUUCGAGUCUACGGUUAG
Molecule: messenger RNA, 600 nt
Organism: Gongylonema pulchrum
Lineage: Eukaryota; Metazoa; Nematoda; Chromadorea; Rhabditida; Gongylonematidae
Source: the annotation of a GenBank genome assembly